AUGGCACAUGCAGCACUACUAGACAAGCUCACCGACGGCCUUGUCACUGCACUUACGGGCCAGACAGCUAGAGAUGCCGGCUAUCGCGCAUUGAAAAGCCAGGCUGUAAGAGGUCUGCGAGACAAGAGUCAUGCCCGGACCAACCAGUUCGCCGUCAAGGCAAGACUGAAUGGAAUCACGGAGAAGUUGGCUGUGCUAAACCGUGAUGACUUGGCAGACGCCUUGCAAGAACGUCUCGAAGAGCUGCCUUCAAGCUCGAAAUGGACGCCUGAACUGCUCUCGCUGUUCUUGGACCUCUCGGAUUGUCCAGCCUCGAAGACCAUUCUGAGCCAUGUGGUAGUCCCAGAAGAUGAUCAGAACACAAGACCUCAGCUGACUUGGGAGGAGAUUGUGGCUGAUGAUCCACUCGAUGAACCUGGAGUCUGGGACGAUGUUGAUCGUGGCUACCACUCGAGUGCUGACAACUCCUCUGAUUCCGAGCUCGAUUCUGAGCCCACGGUCUCGACGAGUGCUACUUCUGUGCACGAAGACCUCAGCGCGAUAGCAAGACUUCACCUCUCCCAACCGGAUAUGAGCAUAACUUCACCUGUCCACGAAACCCUGCAGAACUGGAAGGAAGACUCGGGAACUUGCAGCUUGUCGGAGCUCACGCUCGUACGCGAGAUGUUGCUGAUGCUACAUGGUCUGCCUACGAAUCUCUUCUCCCGCGACAGCUCCACUGGCCGAGUGACAAUGUCAAGGAGGAUGGAACUGGCAACGACGAGCACCACCUCUGUCAACGAUGUGGUCACCAGCUGUGUCAAGCUCGCUUCUGCACUAAACUACCUGCGGAUGUGGAUCAGAAGCUCGCAGAGUCUCCUGUACAUGCGUGCUGUUCAGGCCGAGCUACAGAAACUGCUCAAGGUUUUUGAUGAUGGGCUUGUCGCUAUGCAACGGCGCUACAUAGAACCGCACCCUAAGACUGUCGUCAGCAUUGUUGAUGUUGCCACAGAGGCGCACGCUUCAGCAGUUCCGCUCGUACAUCUGUCAUCAAUAGUCCAAGUGGUGGCACUCUCUACAGGUCAGGCUCAACAGCUGGUCAUGCUUGACACUUUGUACGACGAAGCUUGCCUCGCGCAAGUGUCAGGAGCUACAGCGUCUUUCUUACCGAUUGUCAGGGUCUUCUGUGCUGCACUGCGAGGCUAUUUGAGACCAAUCGCAGCAUGGACUAUGUUUGGAAGAACGGAAUUCAACAAUCAUGAGAUUUCACUAGUGGUAGUCGUGGAAAAGGACUGUGCCCUGGGCCACAUCUGGCGACAGAAGUAUGCAGAGAAUUGCGCAGUCGAUGGCAGCAUUCUCGUACCCAAUUGCCUUGCCGCGAACACCAGCAAGCUCUUCGCCUUGGGUAAAAGUCGAGCUUUCUUCCGUCUUUUGCAGCCAAGUUCGGAUGAUGCGUCGACCCUGCAAGAUACAGAUCUGCCGAACUUCGAAUCAAUGCAGCAUCAGCUGGCUCAACACAGCCUCCUGCUUUUUCCUCAGCUACUAGACGAAGAGUUGCAAUCCUGGAUCACACGCAUCGGAAACGAUUGCACUCCACAACUUCUCAACAGUCUUUGGCACGAAAACUACCUGUCUCGGACAAUGGCAGCCUUGCCCAACGUGUUCUUCUCGGCAGACGGGGUUUUGUUCCAAGACUUUGCCAGUGCCGUCGAGACACGAGUCAUUGCGAAAGGCGAGUCGAAAGCCUGGAACGACCAGUUCAUGCUGGCUGAACUCGCACGAAACACGCUUGGUACCUGCGAAGAAGUUGACGCCGAUUGCAUUCAAAUCCAUACUCCCACUGGACACACAGCUCCAUCAACGACUCGCGCCCUCGACACUUUCAGCCUGGAGUACAAAUUUCCCUGGCCCAUACAAAACAUCACGGGCUGCAGUACUUCGUCAACGCACGCCAAGGUCUUCGCAUUCUUGUUGCAAGUUCAUUACGCCGGAAGUCUGCUUACGAAGAACUUCUUCUCUCUCCGCUCAGGACCACAACGCUCUGCUCCACAUGUAUCGUUGAGGCAGAAACUCCUCUGGUUCACAGAAAUCAUACAUUUCUUCAUCACCUCCACUGCUAGAACGAUACAUCAAGAGACGCUUGAACUGAUGCUCAACGCCACCGAUAUUGAUGCUAUGAUUGCGAUCUGGCAAGACUAUGAUCGAAGAUUACAGACGAAUCUGCUUCUGCCAGCGAAUCUUGAACCUGUGCGAGAUACAAUCACUGGUAUUCUGGAGUUGAGUGAGCUCUUGGCAAGAACCACACGAGCGGAAAGUGUUAAAACUCUGUUGAAUCAAUUCAAUGAGAGUUUGAGCAUUUUGGUGGCGGCCAUUCGAGGACUGAGUCGAGCUGGUGGUGCAGAGAUGGCCAUGGAGACUCUGGCGGAGAGGUUAGAAUGGAGUGGAGUGGGUUGAGAUGGUGCUACCUGGGAUGGACGUGGAAGUGGAUCGGUCGGCUACGACAAGAUCGAUUCGGUAAGCCGAAUCUACCUAGGUAUCCACUAGCAUUAAGCAACUACCAGGUACCUAACCUGAGGUGGGUAUGUAUCUUUCAUCAUCGUACAAUUAC
Sphaerulina musiva SO2202 is the source of this 2587-nucleotide messenger RNA. RefSeq lists its product as uncharacterized. Bases 1 to 2433 code for a protein of 810 amino acids. Gene Ontology annotation, cellular component: centrosome; equatorial microtubule organizing center; gamma-tubulin complex. Gene Ontology annotation, biological process: mitotic cell cycle; microtubule nucleation; cytoplasmic microtubule organization. Gene Ontology annotation, molecular function: microtubule minus-end binding; gamma-tubulin binding. Lineage: Eukaryota; Fungi; Ascomycota; Dothideomycetes; Mycosphaerellales; Mycosphaerellaceae. The transcript has a single exon. The record is from RefSeq and is a predicted model, not a curated record.